UGCACCGCGGUGACGGAACGCAGCUGAGUGAAGCUCCUCGGCAGCAGGGGCCGGUGUGUCUGUUCGUAUCAUGGCGACUUACGUGGACAUCCUGAAAAGCGAGUUCCCCGAAAUUGACACCGAAGUGUUUGACUAUAUCACCGGAGUGCUAGACAGUGGUGGUUCUGAUUUUGAAGAUGGAGAGGAAGUGUUCGAGGCCAUUGGUGGGGUUCUCCAGGAAGUAGCUGCUGAGAAAAACGAGGACGACGUCCGAGAUAUCUGUCUCCAGUUGUUUAAUACACUUAAGUUGUCUAAUUGCAACUCAAACCCGAGGCAGGUGUUGCUGGAUGCUCCAGUUCAGCUGUCUCAAAUCUCUGUGGAUUCUGCUGGAUCAGCUACUAAUGAUGUGCAGGGCAUUUGGAUGGUCAAGAGAAAUCAGAGUACGACUGUAGAUGCCAAGAAGUUGGAGAAGGCGGAGGCCAAACUGAGGGCAAAGCAUGAGCGGAGAAAUGAAAAGGACUCCCAGAAACCCUCAAACCCACUGGUCUUGGAGGAGGCUUCUGCCAGCCAGGCUAGCAGUAAGAAGGAGAGUCGGGUGGACAUGUCCGGGAAGAAUCGCAGUUAUGAUAUCCGCAUAGAAAACUUUGACGUAUCAUUUGGGGAGAGAUCUCUGCUGCAGGGGGCGGAGCUGUGUUUGGCAAGCGGCCGCAGGUACGGCCUGGUUGGACGUAACGGUCUGGGAAAGACCACGCUGCUGAAGAUGCUGGCCAGCCGCAGCCUCCGCGUGCCUGCGCACAUCUCCAUCCUGCACGUGGAGCAGGAAGUGGCAGGAGACGACACUCCGGCCCUCCAGAGCGUCCUGGAGAGCGACACGGUCCGAGAGGAGCUGCUCACCGAGGAGCGCAAGCUCAAUGCCCACAUUGCCAAUGGAACAGCGGAUGGGUCUGAAAGUGUACGCCUUUCUGAAAUCUAUGCUAGACUGGAAGAGAUUGAGGCAGACAAGGCUCCAGCAAGAGCGUCGGUUAUUCUGGCAGGUUUAGGUUUUUCUCCCAAGAUGCAACAGCAAACAACCAAAGAGUUUUCUGGAGGCUGGAGGAUGAGAUUAGCUUUAGCACGAGCUCUUUUUGCCAAGCCUGACCUUUUGUUACUUGAUGAGCCCACAAACAUGUUGGAUGUCCGAGCCAUUCUGUGGUUGGAGAAUUAUUUACAAACAUGGCAGUCGACUAUCCUUGUGGUGUCUCACGACCGGAACUUCUUGAAUGCUGUCGCAACCGACAUCAUCCAUCUGCACACUCAGCGUCUAGAUAGUUAUCGUGGUGAUUACGAGAACUUUAUCAAAACAAAAGAGGAUCGACUGAAGAACCAACAAAGGGAGUACGAGGCUCAGCUGCAGUAUAGAGAACAUAUACAGGUAUUCAUCGACCGGUUCAGGUACAACGCCAACAGAGCUGCUCAGGUGCAGAGCAAACUAAAGCUUUUGGAGAAACUCCCUGAACUCAAACCUAUUGAUAAGGAAUCUGUAGUUGUUUUAUGUUUCCCAGAUAACUUUGAGAAGCUGUCUCCACCAAUCCUGCAGUUAGACGAAGUGGAGUUCUCUUACUCCCCUGACAUUCAUCUGUUCACAGGCCUCUGCGUUUCUGCUGACCUGGAGUCUCGAAUCUGCAUUGUAGGUGAAAAUGGGGCUGGUAAGUCCACAUUACUGAAGCUGCUAAUGGGGGAUCUCACGCCUAUAAGUGGAACCAGACAUGCCCACAGAAACCUGAAGAUUGGCUAUUUUAGCCAGCACCAUGUAGACCAGCUGGACCUCAAUGUUUGUUCGGUGGAGCUGCUGCUUAGCAAGUUUCCUGGUUUGACGGAGGAAGAAUACAGACGUCAACUUGGUAGAUAUGGAAUUAGUGGGGAGUUGGCAACCCGACCGGUAGCAAGCCUUUCAGGAGGACAGAAAAGCCGUGUGGCUUUUGCCCAGAUGACCAUGCCUUGCCCUAACUUUUACAUCCUUGACGAGCCGACCAAUCACCUGGAUAUGGAAACGAUCGAAGCGCUUGCAAAGUCAUUGAAUACCUUCAAAGGAGGUGUGGUUUUGGUCUCUCACGACGAGAGGCUAAUCCGACUCGUGUGUAAGGAGCUUUGGGUGUGUGAGGCUGGCCGUGUGCAUCGCAUUGACGGUGGCUUUGACGAGUAUAAGGACAUCCUGCAGGAACAGUUCCGGAGGGAAGGUUUCCUGUGAACAUCCGAACCAACCAUGCACCUUUGUGUCAUCUGCACACCAUUUAAACUGACUCUACAUCGCCACCGCCCCAAUCUGCUAACUGACUCCAUGCGUACAGUCUUGAACUCAAGUGACCAUCAGCCUGGCUGGGUCCGAUUUGGUGCCAUCUUUGCUGUCCCUUUCCCUCCACAUAUGCCGAUGUUGUCCUCUUCUUUUACCAGCCUAGCCCACCUGCCUCUGCUGCUGCACCAAAAUCAUGUUGUCACCGCCCGAGGGGUUUAUGCUACAUCUGUAACGGUUCUUAUGACAUGGGGGCAGGCUGGGAGGCACAUGCUGGACUUUUCUGCACAGGUCUUAUGGUUGAUUCUGCACACAAACAGAGACCAAGCCUGUUGUAGUAAAUGCAAAGUGAAGGGGACAUAUGCAUUAACAUUGUGUUUCAAUGCAAAUGAUGUACUUAACUUAUCAACUGCAAUUUUAGAACAUGCUAAUAAAAACAUAGCAGUCAAUCAGUUUUAACA
This is a messenger RNA of Astyanax mexicanus (Mexican tetra), 2709 nucleotides long. It is a transcript of the gene abcf3, whose product is annotated as ATP-binding cassette, sub-family F (GCN20), member 3. The transcript has 21 exons. The record is from RefSeq and is a predicted model, not a curated record. Gene Ontology annotation, molecular function: ATP binding; ATP hydrolysis activity. Bases 71 to 2206 code for a protein of 711 amino acids. Lineage: Eukaryota; Metazoa; Chordata; Actinopteri; Characiformes; Acestrorhamphidae.